AUGUACGUGGAUAGUUUCAGGAACACAUUUUUUGUUGACGUUUUAGAGUAUUUCGGCUGGACCAAAGCUUUCAAUGACAUGGCGAUGGUUGAUCCAAACCUGAGGGCCAGUUCUGACUUAGAGGCCUUGAAGGGAUCAGCUCCCAGUGAGAGCUCGGUGAGUUCUGAGAAUAUCGAGGUCGAGGUCGAGGCCGAAGAGAAAGAGAAAGAGAUAGCAACUGCAAAGGAUCCAUUUUUGGUUGAAUUUUCAGGGCCCGAUGACCCAGAGCACCCUCACAACUGGCCCACUUGGAAAAGAACUUUGGUUAUCGCCGAGGUGAUGCUGCUUACGACGGUCACUUACAUGGGCUCUGCGAUCUAUACGCCGGGCCAGGAACAGAUUCAGAAGGAAUUCGGCGUUGGUCAUGUUGUUGGAACGCUGAAUCUUUCGAUGUACGUCUUGGGUUAUGGUUUGGGUCCAGUAAUAUUCUCGCCUCUUUCAGAGUUUGCAAAGAUCGGAAGACAGCCACUGUAUAUUCUGACGUUUUUCGGUUUUGCGAUGUUGCAAAUCGGUUGUGCUUUGGUGGAUAAUAUCGCAGGGCUGGUCAUUCUACGUUUUAUCACAGGUGUGCUGUGUUCUCCCUCGUUGUCCACUGGUGGUGCGACUGUCGGGGACACUGUGAAGCCUGAUCUCGUUCCUGUUUUCAUCGGGUUGUGGUCUGUUGGUGCUGUCUCGGCUCCAGUACUUGGUCCUUUGCUUGGAGCUGCUAUGGUUGAUGCUAAGAAUUGGAGAUGGAUUUUCUGGCUAUUGAUGUGGCUUGCCUCUGCCUUAUUAAUCGUUCUGGUUCUCUUCUUCCCCGAGACUAGCGAAGAGUCAAUCCUGUACCGCCGUGCUACUAGGUUGAGAAAAAUCACUGGUGAUGACAGAUACUAUACUGCAAAGGCUAGAAGCGAAGAUGAAUUGAGUAUCAAAGAAGUUGCAGUCAUUGCUCUUUACAGACCUUUUAAGAUCAUUAUCAAGGAGCCAAUUGUGCUGGCGUUGGAUCUCUAUAUCGCCCUUUGUUAUGGUACGUUCUACCUAUUUUUCGAGGCUUUUCCUAUCGUCUUUAUUGGAAUCUACAAUUUUACGCUUGUUGAGGUGGGUCUUGCCUAUAUGGGCUUCUGCGUUGGUUGUGUUAUUGCCUAUGGAAUCUGCCUCAUCUUUUUGUCUCAAUACGUAGCCAAGAAAGCGGCUCGCAAUGAGUUUUCACCUGAACUGUUCAUGGUCCUUGCUAUGUGGGUAUGUUUUUCCCUGCCUCUCUCGUUGUUCCUCUUUGGUUGGGCUGCAAGUGUUCAUUGGAUUCUUCCCAUUAUUGCAGAGGUUUUCUUUGUCAUUGCUGUUUUCAAUCUGUUCCAGGCCACCUUCGCUUACCUUGCUAUUUCCUAUCCAAAAUAUGUGGCCUCCGUCUUUGCUGGAAACGGUGUUUGUCGUGCAGGGUUUGCCUGUGCAUUCCCUCUGUUCGGUAAAGCGAUGUACGAUAACUUGGCAAUCGAUGGUUAUCCAGUGGCGUGGGGAUCAUCUCUGCUAGGAUUUUUCUCCAUUGCUUUGGCUGCGAUCCCAUUCCUACUCUACAAGUGGGGUCCUUACCUCCGUAGCAAAUCUUCGUUCACCGACUAA
This is a messenger RNA of Torulaspora globosa, 1635 nucleotides long. It is a transcript of the gene FLR1, whose product is annotated as Flr1p. Gene Ontology annotation, cellular component: membrane. The transcript has a single exon. The record is from RefSeq and is a predicted model, not a curated record. Gene Ontology annotation, molecular function: fluconazole transmembrane transporter activity; xenobiotic transmembrane transporter activity. Bases 1 to 1635 code for a protein of 544 amino acids. Gene Ontology annotation, biological process: xenobiotic detoxification by transmembrane export across the plasma membrane. Lineage: Eukaryota; Fungi; Ascomycota; Saccharomycetes; Saccharomycetales; Saccharomycetaceae.